AUGUCAAAAAAAGUAUCAUUUGUACGGGGUUUUCGCAUACCAAAACAAGAAGAUAUUGAUGCAGCACUCGGUCAUGAUGCUUUAUUUUCGAAUGAAUUCAAAAAUUCAUUUGAUUCAUUACCAACUCCGACAAGUGAUCAAGAUUGGUUAGCAAAUUAUAAAGAAAAAGGCCAAACAUAUACAAAAUUUCUUGAUGAAUGUCCAUAUCUCGAUGAUGAUAGUUCAUUACAAAAAUAUAUUUAUUUAACACUUCUCGAUAAUGAUGAUCGUUUAUCAUUAUUAAAUAUUAAUCAUUUAAUUGAUUAUACUCAACGAUUUUUUCAAACAGAAGUUAAACUUCUUCCUUUAUUUACAAAUUUUAUUUGGAAUAAAUCAAAACGAACAUGGAUAUGUACAACUAAAAGUAGAAAUGGUUCAACAAAAGAAAUAACCCUCCGUACUCGCUAUGAUCCAACAAGUGAACAUUCACAAAUUUGUGUAGAUAAUGUUCUUACUCUAUUAAAACGUUCAGUUCCUCCUGAUGCUCGUUGUUUAGUUGCAAUAACAUUACAUGAUUUUUAUUCGAGUGAACCGGAUUUAUUUAUCGCUGGUUUAGCUCAAGGAAAUGCUCGUGUUGCUGCUUUUUCAUUUUUUCGUUAUGAUCCUCGUUUAAAAUUUGGUGAUGAAUUUUGGUAUGAUUGGAAAAUGAAACAAACCCAAUCAAAGACGAUAUCAAAAACUCUUUUACUUCGUUCAUGUCGUCUUUUAACACAUGAAAUAGGUCAUUUACUUGGUAUUGAUCAUUGUAUAUAUUAUAAUUGUUUAAUGAAUGGAAGUGGACAUUUAAAAGAAGAUUUUUCACAACCAUUAUUUUUAUGUCCAAUUGAUAUGAGAAAAUUAUCUGAAUUAGCAAAAUUUGAUUUUAUUCAACGAUAUGAACAAUUAUUAGAAUUUUGUACAGAAAAUCAAUUUAAAGAUGAGAUCAAUUUAUUGGAAAAACGUUUAGAAAUCUUGAAGAAUGAUAAAGAAAUAAUCGAAACGAAAAAGAACAAAAAUUCUGAUGGUGAACAAAUACAAAAAGUUAAACGUUUGAAAAAAAAAUAA
Adineta steineri is the source of this 1083-nucleotide messenger RNA. The record is from the annotation of a GenBank genome assembly. Lineage: Eukaryota; Metazoa; Rotifera; Eurotatoria; Adinetida; Adinetidae.